ACGGCCGGGCACGCCAGUUUUGCUGCAGACGCUUUUGCUGCCGCCGCUGCCCCUGUCGCCGCCGCUGCCGCCGGUGAGGUGAGCUCGGGUCGCGUCUGCGCUGCCGCAGGGAGGCCGCCUCGGCCCGGCGAGCCGAACCAAUGCUGGAUCUGGAGGUGGUGCCCGAGCGCUCUCUGGGGAACGAGCAAUGGGAAUUCACGCUGGGUAUGCCACUGGCUCAGGCAGUAGCCAUUCUUCAGAAACACUGUCGCAUUGUCAAAAAUGUCCAGGUUCUCUACAGUGAACAGUCUCCUCUAAGCCAUGACCUCAUCCUUAACCUGACUCAGGACGGGAUCAAACUACUGUUUGAUGCUUUCAAUCAGAGACUAAAGGUGAUUGAAGUAUAUGACUUGACUAAAGUGAAGUUAAAAUACUGUGGAGUGCAUUUUAACUCUCAGGCCAUAGCUCCCACCAUUGAGCAGAUCGACCAGUCUUUCGGUGCAACCCAUCCUGGAGUGUACAACUCUGCUGAGCAGCUCUUCCACCUCAACUUCAGAGGACUGUCUUUCUCUUUCCAGUUAGACUCAUGGGCUGAGGCUCCUAAGUAUGAGCCCAAUUUUGCCCAUGGUCUAGCUUCUCUCCAGAUACCCCACGGAGCAACUGUGAAACGAAUGUACAUCUACAGUGGAAACAGCCUCCAGGACACCAAGGCUCCCAUGAUGCCCCUGAGCUGUUUCCUGGGCAACGUAUAUGCCGAGAGUGUAGACGUUCUUCGAGAUGGAACUGGACCUUCAGGUUUACGACUUCGCCUACUUGCUGCAGGUUGUGGACCUGGCCUGCUGGCAGAUGCCAAGAUGCGGGUAUUUGAGCGCUCAGUGUAUUUUGGUGAUUCCUGCCAAGAUGUUCUUAGUAUGCUCGGCUCUCCACACAAGGUCUUCUAUAAGUCAGAAGACAAGAUGAAAAUUCACUCUCCUUCCCCUCAUAAGCAAGUUCCGUCCAAGUGCAAUGACUACUUUUUUAACUACUUCACUCUUGGCGUGGACAUCCUCUUUGACGCAAAUACACACAAAGUGAAGAAGUUUGUCCUACAUACCAACUACCCUGGGCAUUACAAUUUUAAUAUUUAUCACCGCUGUGAGUUCAAGAUCCCACUAGCCAUAAAGAAAGAAAAUGCAGAUGGUCAGACAGAAACUUGCACAACUUACAGCAAGUGGGACAAUAUCCAGGAGCUCCUGGGCCACCCUGUGGAGAAGCCUGUUGUCCUGCACAGGUCCUCCUCCCCAAAUAACACCAACCCAUUUGGCUCCACUUUCUGCUUUGGUCUUCAGAGGAUGAUCUUUGAGGUCAUGCAGAACAACCACAUUGCCUCGGUGACCCUGUAUGGCCCCCCCAGGCCUGGUGCCCACCUGAGAACAGCAGAGCUUCCCUAGGGACAUCACCACCCAUGCCCCUUGUCCCCUGGAACUGUGUUGCAUCCUGCUCAGUGGGCCUCCAAGUGCCACCCUGUGGGUUUUCUUGGACACCUUGCCAGUGUUGAAGGGCUGCUGUGAUGUUCUGAGGUGGGGCUCAGGCUGGGUGCUCUGCCGUGAGGUGAGAGGCCCAGAUAUUCCUCUGUCCAUCCUCAGCCUGCUGGUGCCAACAGAGAAUACAGACUGCAAAGAGAAGCACAAACUCUGAGCCUUGAUACCCGGACCCAGGAGCUUCCACCUGACAUGUAAAGAGGCAGGGUUCUGUCUCCCUGGUCCCACACACAUUGGGAAAACGUGGGGCUCUUCUGUGGCUGCGGACACAGGCACCCGGGAAGAGGACAAGGUCCUGCCUUUGGCGCCACAUUGCCACAUGGCCCUUACGGCAAGCAGGUGGCAUGUCCAUAGUACUUGGUUGCGACUUUUGCACUACAUCCACUUUAGUUACUUGAUGAGCUGGCUGUGGCCACGGCGGCCCACCCGCCCUUCCCUGUUUCUUUCUCGCACGCGCUCCCGGCCAGGCCCGGCAGGUACACCCAAAUGGCUGAAACACCGCUUUCUACCAUCCAGGCUCGUGCCCGGACCUGGUCUUACCACACACCCCCGGCCCCAUCUUGGAGCCAGCCUCCAAGAGGGUCUGCCCGGCAGGGCUGCAUGUCUCCAUCCCGUCUGCCUCUUUUAUUUAAUGCCAAAGUUUUAGCCAAAGACAUCUUCCUCUUCUGUUGUGUCUCAGCAUUGUGUUCUGCACUGUGGGCCAGCUCCCCUGCCCCAACCCUGGGCAGGGUCUCCUAGGUGGGCCUGUUCGUGGCUCAAGGCCUUGGGGACCAAGGAGAGCUGGGCUGCUCAGUCUCUUCAUGGGUCUUACUAAGGAAGUAGCAUAUGUGCUUUAAAAAAUAUUAAUCCUUUUGAAAAGAAUUGCGAAGAGAAAUGUAUAAUUUUAUCCCAUUUUUAAUAUUUUGGUCUAGCAACUUGUGAUACAUAGAUGAAAAUUUUGUGAGUUUUUCAAAUGUGUGUACAGAUUUUUGUAAAUAUGACUUUUGUAAUUAACUCAUGUACAGCCUCAUCCUGUAUAGUUUAACAAUGAAUGUGCAGGGACCUGCCCCGGGCUCCACGUGGUGACUGGGCCUACAGCUAGGCUUGUGUGGCGCUCCCGUGACUUUGUGACUAACUGGUGUCUUCCCACUUGGACUGUGGCCUGGCCAGAGACCCCCGCACAGCCCACUGUCAGGGACAGCCAGGACUGUUCCCAUCCUCCUGGAACGGGGGAACCUUCCUCACCCCCUGCCCACACCCCCUUCAAUAAAGAUCUUUGCCCUCAGCAACGGCUCACAUGUUCCGUUGCUGAUAUGUUUGUA
This is a messenger RNA of Condylura cristata (star-nosed mole), 2800 nucleotides long. It is a transcript of the gene PHAF1, whose product is annotated as chromosome unknown open reading frame, human C16orf70. Gene Ontology annotation, biological process: Golgi to plasma membrane protein transport. Gene Ontology annotation, cellular component: trans-Golgi network; synaptic vesicle membrane; dendrite. The record is from RefSeq and is a predicted model, not a curated record. The coding region runs from base 141 to 1409 and encodes 422 amino acids. Lineage: Eukaryota; Metazoa; Chordata; Mammalia; Eulipotyphla; Talpidae. The transcript is spliced from 17 exons.